Messenger RNA from Kazachstania africana CBS 2517, 1314 nucleotides. RefSeq names its product Atg21p (gene ATG21). Gene Ontology annotation, cellular component: fungal-type vacuole membrane; extrinsic component of membrane; phagophore assembly site membrane. NCBI's taxonomy places the organism in Eukaryota, Fungi, Ascomycota, Saccharomycetes, Saccharomycetales, Saccharomycetaceae. Bases 1 to 1314 code for a protein of 437 amino acids. The transcript has a single exon. The record is from RefSeq and is a predicted model, not a curated record. Gene Ontology annotation, biological process: protein localization to phagophore assembly site; nucleophagy; protein lipidation. Gene Ontology annotation, molecular function: phosphatidylinositol-3,5-bisphosphate binding; phosphatidylinositol-3-phosphate binding; protein binding.
AUGAGGGCUCUACGGUUCAAUCAGGAUGCCACAUGCUGUGUGAUCGCCUCGAAAAUGGGCGAUAUUAGCAUAUAUAAUUGUGACCCAUUUGGUAAAUGUUUUGAACUGGAUGCAAAGAAGAACAGCACAAAUACAACCGAUGAUAUGACCGAUAGUACGACAUUUCAAAGUAAUGACAUGAGUAAUUUGUAUGUGGACCAAGGUGAAUACAUUGUAGAGAUGUUGUUUUCGACAAGCUUAAUUGCUGUUGUUGAUAGAUCAACAGGAACCAUAAAGGGUAAAAAAUUGAAAAUCAUCAAUACUAAGAGAAGAUCAACCAUAUGUGAAUUGGUAUUUCCCAGCGAGAUUGCAGAUGUGGUCAUGAAUAGAAAGCGUAUGUGUGUGCUACUUGAGAAUGAUCAGAUUUAUAUUUAUGAUAUUUCAUGUAUGAAACCAUUGGAAACAAUAAGUCUUUGGAAUGAUGGGUCCGGCAAAAAUGAUAGUCACGAUCGAACACAUCCUUUUAAUGAUUCUAUUAAAAAAUCAGAGGAGGGGAAGACAAGAGAUAGGAGGAAUUCAGUAAGAAGUCGAAUUCGUCCUAGAAUUACUUUGAGUAAUGAAGAUAGAAGCAUACUAUGCUAUACUUCCUAUAGUGUGUCGAAACAUAAACGAGAUCAACCAUUACUGAAAGAUGUAGUUGUCUAUGAUGCAAUAAACAUCAAACCAAUCAAUUAUUUAUCUUCAGUUCACAAGGGGAAUAUUGCUUGUAUGGCAUUGAGUCAAGAUGGAAAACUGCUUACCACUGCGUCUGAAAAGGGGACUAUAAUACGAGUUUUCAAUACAGGUAUUGACACUAAAUUUGACGGUAAAAAUCCUUUAUAUUGUGAAUUUAGACGUGGUUCUAGACCGUCCAAUCUGUAUCAACUGAUUUUUGACCGUUCAAGCACAUACGUAGGUUGCGUUGGUGAUACGGGUACGAUUCACAUUUUUAAGUUGAAAACAGAUAAUAAUUUAAGCACAUUGAAUGUUGAUGCUGGUGAAACAGGAGAAAUUACUAGUUAUGAAAGCUUUAGAAAUAAAUCGACGGCUACCGAUCCUUCAAGACAGAUAGCCAAUUAUUUGUCACAAACAAUCAAAGCGAAGAUUCCAAACCAAAAUUUGGAUCGAGAUUUUGCCCACAUUAAUGUCAAAGAAGGGACACGGUAUUGCCUAGGAUUUCCAGAGGAAUAUAUAAACCAGGUUUAUUUAGCUGGGGAUGACGGGAACUUUCGUAUUUAUGCACUUCCGUCGGUACCAGGCAGUUGUGUUCUAACUAAGUCUAGUUCAUUUAUGUAA